Messenger RNA from Temnothorax curvispinosus, 1108 nucleotides. RefSeq names its product protein Asterix. The transcript is spliced from 2 exons. Gene Ontology annotation, molecular function: protein folding chaperone. The coding region runs from base 582 to 914 and encodes 110 amino acids. Gene Ontology annotation, cellular component: endoplasmic reticulum membrane. Lineage: Eukaryota; Metazoa; Arthropoda; Insecta; Hymenoptera; Formicidae. The record is from RefSeq and is a predicted model, not a curated record. Gene Ontology annotation, biological process: protein insertion into ER membrane.
CUCGCUCGCUCGUGUUUGCUUUGCUCUCGUUGGCGCCGCACGCGCGCGAUUAAACGCUCAUCCCGCGAUUCCCGCGUGCGUUGCGUACGAUCGACGGACACGACGUCGACGUCGACACGACCACGGGAGGGACGACGUGUCCCGAGCGGCGCGGACGACGUUUCUCGCGCCAAGGCUCGUGCGCGCGGCCUCGGACGGUAGCCUCGCGGACGAGAGGCGCUCUCGCCAACUUUUUAUGGUCGCAGGUCGGGAUUCUCCCUCCGCGACGACCGCGACGAUGUGUAGGUUUCGCGGUUCGCGGAGCAGUCGCGCGCGGCGCUGCGAGUCUACUCCGUUUGUUCUGUCACCGGUCACGGUGGUCACCAAGUCACCGUCACCAGUGGUCACGAUUCACGGUGCGGCCAGGUGACUCCGUGACUCUCUGUCUCUGGGCUCUGGGCCUCCUCCGCGGCUUCCGCGAGUUGUGACGUGGUUUGUGACAGCCUGCUGAUCUACUGUGUUUUACGGAUUCUGGUGUUGGAAUGCCAGUCGUUUAGAUAAUAUUUGUACAUACAGUGUCUUCCAACCCACACAUAUUCAAAAUGAAUAGCUCGACAGAUCCGAGGCGGCCGGACAAGGAGGUUCGCUACAAGCCACCGGGCUCAAACAAUCAGACGCACAUGCAGGACGACAUGACUCCGGAGUACAUGAACGUCAUAGGAAUGAUCUUCAGUAUGUGCGGCUUGAUGAUGAGGCUGAAAUGGUGUUCCUGGGUGGCGCUCUACUGCUCCUGCAUCAGCUUCGCCAAUACGCGAGUGAGCGAGGACGCCAAGCAAAUCCUCAGCUGCUUCAUGCUGUCGAUAUCGGCGGUAGUGAUGUCCUACUUACAAAAUCCACAGCCCAUGAUACCGCCGUGGGCAAGCGCCAUGCAAUAGUUUCUUUUUUUUUUUUUUACAAAUAUAUGUAUGCUCUGGGCAGCUUACUUUGUUAACGAACUGUCUUCGUCUUAUACACGAGAAAAUUUGAACAUUUAACACGGAAUCUACUGGAAUGAAUGACUGUUUAUAUUACACAGAGAAGUUUCCUGUAACAAACGAAUGAAUAAUAAUAAAUUUACUGUAAUAAUUUA